AUGUCUACACAAGAGCCAGUUUCUGCCCAUCCGGCAAAUCAAGACGAAAUCACUGCUCACCAUGACGGUCAACAGCAAGAGCAGCAGCACACUAACCAAAACAAUGACACAUAUGGACCACACUGGGGUCAAGUUCGAUCUGAUGGGGACUAUGUCUACUUUGGUAAUGAGAGGUACUUGCGUUCUGAAUUGGCCCAGGCUUUCGGUGGUAUGAUGAACCCAGGUUUGGCUCCACCACAAAAGCCAGAGUAUGCUAACCCAGCUCCAUUGGGUUUGAGUGGUUUCGCAUUGACGACUUUUGUCCUUAGUUUGAUCAAUUGCCAAGCCAGAGGAGUUACCAUUCCAAAUAUUGUUGUUGGUUUGGCUUAUUUCUAUGGUGGUGCAGCUCAGUUGAUUGCUGGUUUGUUUGAACUUGUUUUGGGAAACACCUUUGGUGGUGUUGCAUUGUGUUCAUAUGGUGGUUUCUGGAUGUCUUGGGCUUCCAUUCAAACCCCAGCUUUUGGUAUUGUUGCUGCUUACACUGGUCACACUCAAGAAUUGCAGUUUGCGUUGGGUCUUUUCUUACUCGCGUGGGCUAUUUUCACUUUUUUCAUGAUGGUUAUGACGCUUAAAUCUACGUUGGCAUUCUUUUUGUUGUUCUUUUUCUUGACCAUUACGUUUUUGUUGUUGGGAAUCGGUGAGAUUUCACAAAGAGUUGGUGUCUCUAAAGCUGGUGGUGUUUUUGGUGUCUUGACUUCUUUUAUCGCUUGGUAUAAUGCUUAUGCCGGUCUUGCUAAUCCACAAAACAGUUAUCUCGUUGUUUCUGCCAUUCCUUUACCAGACUUGGAAGACCGUUGGAGAUCGAAAAAGGCAAAGAAGACCGAAGCUUAA
Lodderomyces theae is the source of this 870-nucleotide messenger RNA. RefSeq names its product putative ammonium permease (gene FRP3). The record is from RefSeq and is a predicted model, not a curated record. Gene Ontology annotation, cellular component: plasma membrane. Bases 1 to 870 code for a protein of 289 amino acids. Gene Ontology annotation, molecular function: acetate transmembrane transporter activity. The transcript has a single exon. Lineage: Eukaryota; Fungi; Ascomycota; Pichiomycetes; Serinales; Debaryomycetaceae.